Molecule: messenger RNA, 684 nt
Organism: Cannabis sativa
Lineage: Eukaryota; Viridiplantae; Streptophyta; Magnoliopsida; Rosales; Cannabaceae
Product: serine carboxypeptidase-like 51
Exons: 2
Coding region: 72-488 (138 amino acids)
Biological process (GO): proteolysis
Molecular function (GO): serine-type carboxypeptidase activity
Source: RefSeq, a predicted model, not a curated record
AUUUUGUUUAGAAUUGAGUUUUAUAUGUAUGAUUGUGUUGUGUUUGUAUAUAUGUUUGUGUGUAUUAAACUAUGAAUCUUUUCCUUUGUUUGUUUCUUGAGAAAAAAGGGAGAGUUUCAGGUGUUGGAAUUAGGAAUUUUCAAGAGGUUGGACCAUUAGAUACAAGCUUAAAUUCAAGGAAUUCAACUUGGUUACAAAAAUCAGAUCUAUUGUUUGUUGUAAGUGAGUUAAUUGUUGGAACUGGUUACAGUUUUGUGGAGGACACAAAGUUGUUUGUGAAAAAUGAUUUAGAAGUUGCAGAUGAUUUUACCACAUUGUUGAAGAAGCUCUUUAAUGGAGAUGAGACUCUUCAAAAGAGUCCUCUUUUCAUUGUUGCUGAAUCUUAUGGAGGAAAAUUUGAUGUUACUUUUGCUUUAUCAGCUCUGAAAGCCAUUGAAGCUGGGAAAUUGAAACUUAAAUUUGGAGGUAAAAAUCUUCAAUUCUCAUAACCAAUCUUUACAAUUAAUCAAUAAAUUUAUGUUGGGGUUUCAAAUUUCAAUAUAUGUAGGAGUUGCAUUGGGAGACAGUUGGAUAUCUCCUGCAAAUUUUGUGGUAAAAAAAUUAUGAUCUGAAUUUUCAAUUUCUUUUUGAUUUUACAACUAUGGGAAUCAAGUCAUUUCAAUGUUUGAUUUUACAGUUUUCAUG